Molecule: messenger RNA, 1492 nt
Organism: Hordeum vulgare subsp. vulgare (domesticated barley)
Lineage: Eukaryota; Viridiplantae; Streptophyta; Magnoliopsida; Poales; Poaceae
Product: gibberellin 20 oxidase 1-B
Exons: 2
Coding region: 172-1254 (360 amino acids)
Biological process (GO): gibberellin biosynthetic process; flower development; unidimensional cell growth
Molecular function (GO): gibberellin 20-oxidase activity
Source: RefSeq, a predicted model, not a curated record
GUCACCACCCUCCUCUCCUCCUCCUCCUCCUCCUCCUCACUCCACUGAGCUUGAGUCGGCACUGAGCUCGAGAGCAGUCUCUGCUGCUUCUUGAUCGAUCGAUCGAUCGAUCGAGUCGAGUGUGGGCGUUUGCGGAGCUCGAUCGUCUGUUGUUUGUUGGUGGAGGCGAUCAUGGUGCAGCCGGUGUUCGACGCGGCGGUGCUGAGCGGGCGGACGGACAUCCCGUCGCAGUUCAUCUGGCCGGAGGGGGAGAGCCCGACACCGGACGCCACCGAGGAGAUGCACGUCCCGCUCAUCGACAUCGGCGGCAUGCUCUCCGGCGACCCCCGCGCGGCCGCCGAGGUGACGCGCCUCGUCGGCGAGGCCUGCGAGCGGCACGGCUUCUUCCAGGUCGUCAACCACGGCAUCGACGCCCAGCUGCUGGCCGACGCGCACCGCUGCGUGGACGCCUUCUUCACCAUGCCCCUCCCGGAGAAGCAGCGCGCUCUGCGCCGCCCCGGCGAGUCGUGCGGCUACGCCAGCAGCUUCACCGGCCGGUUCGCGUCCAAGCUGCCCUGGAAGGAGACCCUCUCCUUCCGGUCCUGCCCCUCCGACCCCGCCCUCGUCGUCGACUACAUCGUCGCCACCCUCGGCGAGGACCACCGCCGCCUCGGGGAGGUGUACGCUCGCUACUGCUCGGAGAUGAGCCGGCUGUCGCUGGAGAUCAUGGAGGUGCUCGGGGAGAGCCUGGGGGUCGGCCGCGCCCACUACCGGCGCUUCUUCGAGGGCAACGAGUCCAUCAUGCGCCUCAACUACUACCCGCCGUGCCAGCGGCCGUUGGAGACGCUGGGCACGGGCCCGCAUUGCGACCCGACGUCGCUGACCAUCCUCCACCAGGACGACGUGGGCGGCCUGCAGGUGCAUACCGACGGCCGGUGGCGCUCCAUCCGGCCGCGGGCCGACGCCUUCGUCGUCAACAUCGGCGACACCUUCAUGGCGCUCUCCAACGGGCGGUACAAGAGCUGCCUCCACCGCGCCGUCGUCAACAGCCGCGUCCCACGCAAGUCGCUGGCCUUCUUCCUGUGCCCCGAGAUGGACAAGGUGGUGGCGCCGCCGGGGACGUUGGUGGACGCCGCCAACCCGCGCGCCUACCCGGACUUCACGUGGCGGUCGCUGCUCGACUUCACGCAGAAGCACUACCGCGCCGACAUGAAGACGCUCGAGGUCUUCUCCUCGUGGGUCGUCCAGCAGCAGCCCGCCAGCGCCAGGACAUGAUGGAUCCCAGGCAUUCGCGCGCCAUUGGUGCUGCAGUGCAGGGAGUGAGAAAUCGACCGUCCAACUCGAACGUUGUUGUUAUUUACCGCUUAAUUGGUUGACGACGAUCUAGUACUAGUAGUAGUAGAGUGGUAGCGAUGCAUGGAUGGAUGGCAAGAUUUGCUACUUUACUUAUAGUACUCCUACUUAUUAGAUGAUGAUUAAUUUCCUACUAUAAAACCGAAUCGUGUUCGGACGU